AUGCGAGGCAACACUAAUGUCCACCUAGUAUGGAUAUCCCUUCGUAGUCAGCCAUCCCGUCGGCUGCUGCCUCGCCCGGUUCAUCGGCGGCCACAAGACGGAUCUGACCACCGAAUCCCGGUCGUUUCUGCGGUUUUUUUCUUUUUCCCUUGUUCUUCCUUCCAUGGGCGCACCGCCCGUCGCCCCCCGCAGUCAAACACUGGGAUGGAUCUCUCUUCUGAUCGGCCGUCGAAAAAUGUCCAGUUGACGUUGAACUUUCAGCUCCGGGAUGAUCCCUACCGAGAAAUCCUAGGAGCGGCGUGCGGCGCCACCACUUGCCAGCCUUUCAGCCCCCCAAUGUGGGAAAUAACCGGGGAAUCGGCAGGUUUCUGGAUGUCUCUGGAUGUCUCUGCGCUCUGGGACAAGAAAAAGCAAUACCAGAGGUCUAGACUUUGGAAGCGGUUCAGCGGCAGGCGGCAGGCUCUAUCCGUCGCAACGGGGGGAGAGCAUCCUUCAAAGACCAGACAGACAGAGAGGGGUCUCGCUGGAGCCAAUGAAGGUUGGCGAGUGCAACACAGAUUGGGUUUCGAGACCAUCUAG
This is a messenger RNA of Colletotrichum paranaense, 579 nucleotides long. RefSeq lists its product as uncharacterized. The record is from RefSeq and is a predicted model, not a curated record. The transcript has a single exon. Bases 1 to 579 code for a protein of 192 amino acids. Lineage: Eukaryota; Fungi; Ascomycota; Sordariomycetes; Glomerellales; Glomerellaceae.